UUCCAUCUCCAGUGGGUCACCUUAAAAGCGCACAACAACGCAAGCGUACAGCGAGGUUUCAAUUUUUUUCUCUAAAGCCGGACUCGGGCCGCGGAUCGCAACAAGGUUGACGCACUGAGGCAAAAACGAACGAACGACCCCAACCAGGAGAAUGUCUGAACCCAUGUACCGCGAUUGGAUUUUGGACACUAUUGACUCACUGCGGUCGCGAAAAGCCAGACCAGACCUUGAAAGAAUUUGUCGAAUGGUCCGGAGACGACAUGGAUCAGCGCCAGAACAAACCAGCGAGGAACUCGAGAAACUGAUCCAAGAGCAAACAGUCUUGAAAGUUAACUACAAGGGCUCGAUUUCCUAUCGAAAUGCAGCCAAAGUAGUCAGAAGAAGCAGGAAAAAGGAUGACCACACGGCCAUAAGAACUACCGUGGAAGAAGCUAACCACUCUGAUUUGAGCAACGGGGACAGCGCGCUAGGUCCCAUUGACCAGGAUGAGACGGAGCAUUUGGAGAAUGAGCUGCCAGUGUCAAUGGAGACAGACAGCACCAUGGAAGAGGAGGAAGAACAGGAGGGGCCUGAUGAAGAUGGCCAUGAGGGCUCCUCUCCCUCUCCUGGGGGUGAGGAUGCUGUGCAGGGGGGGUCUGGUGCUUCCCCCCCCUACUCUGCCCCCUGCUCCCCCAGCAGCUCUCGCCCUGGCCACAGCCCUGUAUCUGACCGCCCCUCUACCUGCAAGACCAGUAAGAGGUCCAGCCCUCUGUCACCCUCUAGUCCCCUGGCCCUCAGGCAGAAUGACUGUGUGUGUGACUCUGCCUUCUGCCCUGCUGAUCAUGGACCCCCAGGGAUGCAGAGAAACACAGGAACUGAGGAUGGGGUGAGGAUGGAGGAGAGUGGCCUCACUUCUGACCAACUGGUUCCUGACUGUGUGGAUGAGACCAUGAAGGGUUCUGACAGACAGCCCAAGACGUCUUUUCCCUCUGACGACUGUGCUAAAUACAAGAAGGGGAUGGACGUUGCCUCUUACGUGAUGGCUCAAGACGAUGUCAAGAACGAUGUGAAAAACAGAGAAAUCUCUGUGAAGAAGGAGACGCUGAGGCAGAACCUAUUGCUGUGGAGCGUGGCGGACGUGGCCACCUACAUCUCUGCUGCAGGCUUUCCAGAGCAGGCAGUAGCUUUCAGAACACAGGAAAUUGAUGGAAAGUCCUUGCUCCUGAUGCAGCGCAGUGACGUGUUAACUGGCCUGUCCAUCAGACUUGGGCCCGCCCUAAAGAUCUACGAGCGCCACGUGAAGAUGCUGCAGAGGACCCACUUUCUGGAUGAGGAGGAUGAUCUCUGACCACGGUUGGGGGGAACAGAACAACACACUCCUCUAAGGAGCAGAUGUAUUCAUACAGUAUACAACCAUACUGUGUUCACUGGAUCUCUAGAACCUUCUGUAACCAUUCAAGGAGGUGUGGGGAAAAGGACACCGUGGUCAUGACUUGGGCCUUGACAGUGAUUAUCAACAUGUGUACGUGGGCUUCCAUUCCACCUCUCUGUGGUACUGAUGUCACCUGACCCAUUCUGGUGGUAUUGCUUUUAUAGGACCCCUCUCUAAACUCAUAUAGGAAUGUUAGGAUCCUGCCUAAUGACGCUAUAGAAGUCAAAUGGAGGUCUGCCUGUUCUGUAAGGGGAGGGCUGCCUGUUCUGUAAGGGGAGGGCUGCCUGUUCUGUAAGGGGAGGGCUGCCUGUUCUGUAAGGGGAGGGCUGCCUGCUCUGUAAGGGGAGGGCUGCCUGCUCUGUAAGGGGAGGGCUGCCUGCUCUGUAAGGGGAGGGCUGCCUGCUCUGUAAGGGGAGGGCUGCCUGCUCUGUAAGGGGCGGGUCAGUGAGUGCAGCCAGUGAGAGACUUUCUCUGGAUUCCUCAGACUCUACACUUGGCUACCACUGGAGCCUCCUUUAAAAGACUGGUUUCUGUGCUCCCUGAGUCAGUUCCACAAGAAAAUAAUAACAUGUAUACUUGGAAUAUCUGUUCCAGCAAAUAUGGUUCUAACAUUUCUUCAAUGUUUACUCAGACAGUAUUUUUUUAAAGACAUGUCAUAUGGUACCCUCCAUUUAUCUAGAAACUCAACGUUGUUUUUCUUUUAUGAUGACAAUGUGAACUGAUAUCAUUUGAGAAUGUACGGUAUGAAUUUGUUGAUUCAUCAAAGGUCAGUGAUGUUGUCAAUCUCUCAUUAUACCAGCAAAGGAAAUGGAGCUUAGUCUCCAGAUGUUCUCAUGGCUGCACCAGUACUGACCUAGGUUUUAUUACUGUUAUCUGUUUCACUAACAUUUAGAAAUAGCAAUAUGUCGUACCUGCUAAACUAAGGCAACAUAAUAGGUUCUUUGUAUGGUUGCCUUCUGCAUUCCUCUUCCCUUAAUUUAUGUUCACGUAAUUUCUAAACAUUUUAGAUGAAUCUAAUUUAAUCUACUGUGGAUGAACCUAGAUUUCAUCUACAAAAUUAAAACAGUUUGAAGCAGAAUUCUAGUUGAAAUGGGCUGGCAGACCAGAACCAACGUAGCUCAAGGCCCCAAUGUUUCUGCCUGCUUCAGCUUGAGGAGAGAGAAACAACUGAAUUCUGUUCUUUCUUUUUUUUUUUUUUGAGGGAAAAUUAACCAACCAAAAAAUGUACUUCAUAACUUUAGGAAGUGUCAUUGUAGCACUAAUACGUUUUUUUUGUUUACAACCUCAACACAGCAACACAAUUCCCCACCACAUGGUAGACAUCUUGAUCAAAUUCAACAUUGUUGUUAUCUGAGAGGAUUACAAUGAGGUCUCUUAAUUUUGCCUUGUGGCUUCUGCUUUUGAAACAACGUCACAUUCCAUAUUUCCAUCUGUUACGUGUUUGAUGUCACACUGUUAAUUGCAAUGUUGGCCCUGUUUCCAGGGGGGGAAAUGAAGUUAUUGUCUUUUCCACUCUUGUAGUGUGAUAUGUAUUA
Oncorhynchus mykiss (rainbow trout) is the source of this 2946-nucleotide messenger RNA. RefSeq names its product sterile alpha motif domain-containing protein 1. Gene Ontology annotation, molecular function: chromatin binding; DNA binding; histone binding. The record is from RefSeq and is a predicted model, not a curated record. Gene Ontology annotation, biological process: negative regulation of DNA-templated transcription. Lineage: Eukaryota; Metazoa; Chordata; Actinopteri; Salmoniformes; Salmonidae. Gene Ontology annotation, cellular component: nucleus.